ACACACAUAGCACAGCAGAGUCGGUGGAAAGGGACGAGAGAGUAGAGGGGAGUUGCUCGCGCGCGCCCGCGAGUUUCGACUUUGAAUCCUUCGUGACAGAUAUGCCGCGAACGCGCGCCGAGUAACGUUAUCGAGAGAACACACACGGCCUCCCGCGCUCUCAAGGAGGACUUGUUUCUCGCGAUCGGCUGCGGCUCCUUUGUUUCGAUUCCCAGAGCAUUUAACGCUCGAGUUUCGAUCUGGUUGUUUUAGUUAUUUUAAAAAAUCGCUCGGUUCUGUGCGGGUAUGAACAUUUCGCUCUUUAGGAGGAGACCUGUUGACAGCUUCUAGUAGGUUCGGUACGGAGUUACGCUCGACGACUCCACGUAUCAUCUGGGAUUUCGUUGGCGGCUCUUUGUUUGUAUCCGAGGGCCGAGGAUUUGGAGUUUGUACGGCUGAGUUUGGCUUCUGAGAGGAGAUCAGGAUGACGCUACUUCCGCCGACGGUGGAGCAGCAGAGGCGGAUCGACGAUGUCCUGCCGCCGGAUCCGGAGAUGAGGAAGCGCGAUAUCGCCGCGAUUAGAGAGUGGCUCGCUAAACAGCCUCAUCUGCCGAAACAUAUGGAUGACAAGAGGCUGGAGCACUUUCUGUUCGGCUGCAAGAACAGCAUAGAAAGGUGCAAGCUGAUCCUCGAGACGUACUUCAGCGCGCGAACGGCCCUGCCUGAGUUCUUCGCUAACAGAGAUCCGCUCGCGCGAGAUAUCCAGGACAACUGCGAUGUGAUAGAAUACUUCGUUCUGCCAAAAUUAACGGAGGAGGGCCACAGAGUGACAAUACUGCGGCUGAAGGAGACGGCGUUGGAACGAUUUUCUCUCACCGCGAUAACGAGGCGGAUCCUCAUGGUUCUGGACAUUCGUCUACAGGAGGAGGCCUCUUUGACGAAUGUUAUGAUCUUCGAUCUCAAGGGUUUCACAGCCGGCCACUUCGCCAAAUGCGUUCCAACGCAAACGAUCGUGAAGAAAGCCAUGCUCGCGACGCAGAACAGUAUGCCCUUCAGAUUACACCGGAUCUACUACUUGAACGCCCCGACCUUCAUCGGCAGCGUCCUCAACAUCUUCUAUCCCCUCCUGAAGGAAAAGCUCAUCGAGAAGUUUCGUAUACACACCGGUGACGGCGAGGAGCUUCAUCCCUACAUAGACAAGGACAUUCUGCCGAACGAGUGGGGCGGCAAAGCCGGUACUUUCUCGGAGCUUAACGAGGCUUGGCGUCUGAAGAUCGAAAAGCACCGGGACUGGUUCUUGAGAGAGGAAAAGCUCAGCCGGACGAACGAAAGCGCGCGACUGCCUACGAGCAAGUCGCUCAUAGCUAAGGAGCUUGACGGUGUUCAGGGCUCCUUCCGCAAGCUCAACAUCGAUUAGAUAUAAAGAAGCGGAAUUUUUUAUUUUGUUGUAGAUUAUUAUUAUUUUGUAUUAUUGUAUUUUUUUUUUGUAUUAUUUUAAUGUGUAAUUUUUAGUAUUAUUUUUAUGUGCACUUUAAUAAAUAGUGUAGUUUUUAUGAAA
Messenger RNA from Nasonia vitripennis (jewel wasp), 1537 nucleotides. RefSeq names its product alpha-tocopherol transfer protein-like. The transcript has 7 exons. The coding region runs from base 464 to 1396 and encodes 310 amino acids. Lineage: Eukaryota; Metazoa; Arthropoda; Insecta; Hymenoptera; Pteromalidae. Gene Ontology annotation, molecular function: phosphatidylinositol bisphosphate binding. Gene Ontology annotation, cellular component: membrane. The record is from RefSeq and is a predicted model, not a curated record.